AUGGCUCCCAUACGGCGAUACUUGCGCAUCAGCAAAUACUCAGUCUUGGAGUGUCGAAUCUAUCUGGACUCUCCAUCGGACUCACGAUGGCUCUUGAACUCUCGUGAUCCUGUCCUUCCGCGCGUCUUCGAGGCCAUCCGGCCGUUGGUCCUGCCCAAGCUGCGCGAAGAGAAUGAGCGACUCUUUAUGCGCAAGAAGGGCAAACCAGUCAAGGAUGUUAUUGCAGAAGAUGAGUUCGAAGUCGCCAUUUUCCUCCGCGAAUCACGCACUCGUCAUUCCCUCCUCACGCGUAAUAAGACGUUUCAUGGGAACGAUCAAAUUAACAUCAAGCCAGAAGAUGGCGAGGGGAUAAUCAAUCCAGGCUCGACAGAGGAUGAAAUCAUGAUUGAAAGCGAUAGUGAGGUCGAUGGAUUGCACUAUAUACCCGGAGCGGACGAAGCAACGGAGAAUGCACCAGAGAGAAGAACUCGGAAAAUGGCAGGGAAGCAAGAUGGCGAUGUGAGCAGCGAAGAGAAGAAGCUUCGCUUCAACACUCACUACGAAAGCUUCAAUAUCUGCAGUUGGGUGUUGUGUCUAUUAAUCACCCGCAAAGGCGACAAGACCAAGCCGAGCGCUGAAGCAAAGCAACCUCUGAUGGAGGAGUGGAUCUCAACUCAAGCUCAGACAUCUCUUGACGAGGAUUGA
Penicillium canescens is the source of this 684-nucleotide messenger RNA. RefSeq lists its product as uncharacterized. The transcript has 2 exons. The coding region runs from base 1 to 684 and encodes 227 amino acids. The record is from RefSeq and is a predicted model, not a curated record. Lineage: Eukaryota; Fungi; Ascomycota; Eurotiomycetes; Eurotiales; Aspergillaceae.